This is a messenger RNA of Betta splendens (Siamese fighting fish), 4059 nucleotides long. Its product is annotated as centrosomal protein of 70 kDa-like. The record is from RefSeq and is a predicted model, not a curated record. Gene Ontology annotation, biological process: regulation of microtubule cytoskeleton organization; cilium assembly. Lineage: Eukaryota; Metazoa; Chordata; Actinopteri; Anabantiformes; Osphronemidae. Bases 1792 to 2484 code for a protein of 230 amino acids. Gene Ontology annotation, cellular component: centrosome. The transcript has 8 exons. Gene Ontology annotation, molecular function: gamma-tubulin binding.
CAAGCCCUUCGACUGUCACGUGGCUGAUUAUCUCAACUUCGUAGUGGUUCGUAAGUUUCUAAGUUUCAUGGAGUGGGACGAGUCGGUAAACUGUAACGAUAACUGCAUAAUAACAAGGUGUGGGUCUUCUCCAUUAUUUGUUCUAACGUUGAGUAAAGAGUUAAACAUGCUAAUGGUGUAAGCCUCGUCGUCAUAGCCUGACGUUUAUCUGCCUGUUAGCUAGACGCUAACAGCUGAUUGUUUGGCGGACAUGAAACAACAUGAAACAGGUAGGAAUGGACCUGAGCUCCGCUCCCUGUUCACAGCCGGCAGAUAAAACCUUCGUGUAUCUGUGGACCUGCACUCGGUUCCAGCAGGAGCAGGUGGAAUGGACCGACCUGAAUAAACUGCUCCAGCACCAUGGCUUUAAACCGGUUCAGUUUGCAGAUCCCGUCCAGAAUAAGAACCUUUCAGGUGAGUCUCAUUGGUGAAUGAUAAUACAGUAGAAAGAGUAAUGGAAAAAGUGUUUCUUACUUAUGGCGUUAUUAUAUAAUUUAUGACUUAUGUUCUGCAAUUAAUAUCUUGUGUUUUGUCUUACAUCUGUUUUAUAUAUUUGACAUUUCACCUAGAUUGUUCAAUGGUUGUCUCACGCCAGUGAUGCAGGUGUGAGAAUGUAAACAUCUCCACACACACAGCGACAGGGAUGAGAAGGUGCAUGUGCUGUAGUCUGAUUGAGCUACACAGAUGUUUCACCGUAGUCGGACAGACGGGUUAAAAGGCAGAAGCAACUUGAGGAUCGUGGGCUCUUUGCAUCACACCUUCAUGGUGUGUGCACUGAUCUCCCCAGCUGGUUUUUGGUUUGUUGAUGAUGCAACAAACAGAUUUAAACCCCAAGGUCCCCAAAUUUGGGGCACAUUUAAUGAUAAACAGAUGGCACCAAAUAUGAAAUAAUAAAUCAAUGAAUGGGUAGUAUAGGGUUAAAACACAUUUUAAAGUUACUGCAGAUCUUGUUUUUUAGUAGUGAUGCUCCUGAUCCCCUACUACUUUUUUAGAUUUGGUUCUCCUGGACCAGAGAUCCGUGUAUAACAGUGAGUGUACAGUUCAACAAGAGCUGACUGUGAAUCUGUUGCUUUACCAGCUGCUGUUGUGUUUUCAGCAUUAACAGAGCGAAUAAGUAAGAGUAAAUUGUUUAACGCAAUGUUAAUAUCUUCAUGUGUUUAAUAAUAAAUGACAGUUGUGUCGACCACCUGUUCUCCUGUCAUUCAAUCUGUACGCUUCAGGUGAGUUCCCCUGCUCAUUUUCUCCUCAUCUGUUAAGUGGUGGCUUGGUAGCUCAGAUGGUAGAGCAUUGAACUGAGAAGCAGAAGGUUUGAUCUGUUCAAUCCUUGCCUCUGGCAUUAGCUGUGUCUUUGAGCAAGACACUUCCCUCCUGUGCCCCUCACCGUGUCUGCCCUCUGCUCUCCCAGGGGAUGGGUCAAAUGCAGAGAUAAAUUUCCCCCACUGUGAGAUCAAUAAAGUUUUAGUAUAUCUUCACUCAAACAUGAAUCUGCUGUUGUAACAGCCUCUGAGUUCCAAAUGUUUAGUACUGAUAUUUAUUAUAGUCAGCUUUAGUCUUUAAUGUUUGUUCCUCUUGUUUUAACCUGUUUUUGUCUGAUACUGUAGAUACUGUCUGUAUCUAAAAGCAGACAGAGGAGAAUGCUCAGAUACAGAGAUCACUUUAUUUCGCCUCUCAAAGAGGAAGAGAGUUGCACCAUUCAGAACAUCUGCAAGAACUUCAGCGGACACAGCUCUGCAGUAGACCAGCAGUAAGAAGAUGGUUCACAUUCGGCUUCUCAAGCUGACAGUAGCCACCGAGCUGCAGCGUGGUUUGGAUAAACUGGCUGUCAGACUGGUGCCCUGGCAGCCUCCGGACUCUGGGGCCAGUUCUACAGAAGCUGUGAAGGUGGAGGACAUGAUGGUGCUCGUGGACUCGCUGCUGGAAAACACCUGCACUGGUGAUGAUCAGACUAUGGAUCCAGACCAUGGAGCCCAGAGUGAAUGGUGUCGGACUCCUCCGACACCAUUCACUCUGGGCUCCAUGGUCUCUCACUUCCAGAAACUAUUUGACGUCCUUUCCCUCAGCGGCGUCUACCCUCGUAUGAAUGAGGUCUACACCAGGCUGGGGGAGAUGACUACAGCCAUUAGGAACCUCCGAGACGUUCUAGACCUAGCGGGAUACCGCCCCCUAGUGGAAGCAUGCAGUUGUUCUGGCUGUCAUUACACGCCGCUGACUUGGAGAACCAAUCAAGUGAAAUUGGAUAAUCUACACUGGCGCAGUGACAGCCGGGUUCCUCCUGCUGAGGUGGUGAACACAGUGUCGUCGCUGGUGUCCUCCACUAAACGCUCUGCUGGGCUCCGAGAUGUUCUGGUAGACUCUGACAUUGACAGUAUCCUUGUUAAAGUGAAGCAGCAUGAGGAGUUCUUCCCAGCUUUCCAUGGCCUCGCGACAGAGCUGUUACACAUGUAGCGGAUUCAAAUUAUUGAUAGUUUGAUAUUAAUGCAAAGCAUUAAUAUACCUCGAAGUUGGGGCACCAGGUUUGUUUUAAAGCUGAAACCACGCUUGUAUUAAUCUAGUCAAAGCCAGAUAUCAAUUCAAUGAGUUACCACUCAUGAACAACAAUAACCACUUUCUUGUGAUAAAACCAAAUCAGUCUCUUAUGCCGUGAAUUCUUGUCGCGGUUCAGUGACCUCUGUUUAAAUCUGAAGAACAAUGCACACAAAACCAGAUUCCUUUUAACGUUUUAUUAAUCUAACACUACUGGAUAUAUGAAUAACAGAAUAUGGAAAUACUCAAAUAAACAGAAUAGAAAAUGAGAGAACGAUCAGAAUGAGAUGAUGAACAGUGAAUGAAUCAAUGAGUGAAAACACAAAGAAUGGUCAAGACCUGAGUGUGUGAUGGCUUUGAUCAAGCGAAAAGAGUAUUUGUCUCUAACUAAUUCAAAUCUAAGGAUAACUAAUCAAUUUGGAAUGUUCAAUUUUAGCGCUUUGAGAAACACCAGAAUUCUCAGAGGAUCAGAGAUGUUCGUCUUGCCUUAGUUUGGAGCUGUAGCCGCUGUGCAGCGUCUCCCGUUACCGGUUGGUUGAGCAGGCGUGCCCUCUCUGGUCCAGGUGCCACGGCCUCUGGGCCAGGAAUCGUCGCCCGCGGUGAUGAUGACGGCUCGGGUUCAGCAGAGUAACAGUCAGCCAGGCUGGACUUCCAAGGUGUUGCAAAGCGUCAGCGCUACUUAAACUAGCCCAAAAAGCAAACGGGCUGGAAUCUAAUUUAAUUAGUUCAAUCAAAAAUAGCAAGUCAAUUAAGGACUGGUUGUAAUAGUUUCAGUUUCGCGGAGUUUCUUGAUGACUUUCUAACGUUACAAAAAUCGUUGUUCGUUCGUGUUUCUAAGUUUAACUUAGGUUUACAAAAUUUAAGAACAAAGGAAAAUUAAAGAAAAGUAAUGCGACGCAAAAAGAAAAAGUGAAAGAAGUUUGAACAUAGAGGGAAGUCCCUUUUGCCUUGGGUGUCACUGGUUUAAAUACCUCUGGGGCAGUGGUCACUGCAGGGCGGAGAAAUGACUUCAACCAGUGGUGAAGAGUUCCACCUCUUCAGAUCAGGAAUCAAACUAUUUGAUUUGGAUCGCUCCUAAAUCUGGGAUAACUAAGCUUUCCUCAUCAAGCUCAAAGUUCCAUCAAACCAUAACACAAUAAACAUGCAAUGAUCACUUUGACACUCAAAUGAGCCGAGAAGUCAGAAUGGUUAAAAAGCAAUAUUAAAUGCAUUGAAUCUUAAGGUCUUAUAUGUGGUCCCUUACAAUGCUGUAACAAAUUAAAUGUUAUUCAUGAUGACUGGUCUUGUCUUAUGUAACACCAAGUAAAUACUAAAACAUACACGAAUAAUAAAUGCAAGCAAAAUCAAAUUAUAAAUGACCUAAUCUGGACAUUACUAAUUAAACAAUUGUAACACUUAAAAAUGUGAUACAAUAAUGAGGAUACCGAAUUGUAGCUGGUGGAAAUAGUCUAUUUGUCUAUAUGUGUAUGUUGUACAGAUUAAAAGAAGUAAAAAAGG